AUGCUCCUCCGACAGCCUGGCGUCGCCCGGCGACUGUGCCCACGCACCCUCAAACCUCCAUGCGCCACUCGGUCUGCCUCUUCCUCUGCCCCACCCCCUCCAGCGGGCGAACAUCUUACUGGCAGCGCCAAGCUCUUCGCUGAGGCCGACUCCGAAGAGUCUCUUGGUACGACCGAUCGCGACUCUCUCCGCCACACACAGGGGCCCGUUUGGACUGGGGACGAAUCCACCUCAGACGCCGUCCUGCGUAUGCUCGUCGACGCCAAUAAACCGCUCAGGAAUCCAGGUGGUAUCAAACACAAUGCGGCAGACGACAAGAUCAAAGGGUGGAUGAAGGGUCUCAAGCUCGAUGCCCGCCUUGGACCGGGUGUGGAGCUGCCUCUCAAGUCAUCUCACGAAGAGGGAGAGGAGAACCCUCAUAGAACAAGACUGCCUCCACAUCUCCAUCGCCCAUGGCAUUCGACCUACACUGGCGAGAAGGCAGCGGCAGAAGAGCCGAAUAUCAAAUAUGGCGCCUUCAUUAAGAGCAAGCGUGAUGGCGACUCGUUGACCAAUCUGCUGGAGCUGCAGCUACCUCCAGGGGCCGAUGGCAAGACGCGUGCCAGAGUCAAGGAAUCACGUCGGACUGGCAAGGUGAUAGGCAGACUCGACAAUGCUCGAGAAGGCGCCCUGGACUACAAGCUAGGACUGAGUGGGAAGGGGCCGCUCUUGGUGGAUCUUGGAGAAGCAGAAGACUGGGAUGAGGGAGAGGGAGAGGGACAAGCUUUCAACGGGAAUAGGCAGAUCAAGGGAGCGAGUGUACUUGGAGCGGGGAGAGGAGGCGCGAGCGGGCUGCGAGCCUGGCAGGGGCUGGUAGAAGACCGGAUACAGCGAGCCAAAGGUAAGAGCAAGUCUCCUUCUGCAAGAGACCCUGCUGAUCGAUCGGCAGAUGCUGGUUUCUUCAAUACGACCACGGGCAAGGGUAAACCCAUCGCUCUCGACCCAGAAGCCAGCAAUCCCUAUAUCGAACGGGGCGAGCUUUUCAUGAACCGCAUCGUCAAACGUCAAGGCGCUCUACCUCCUUGGAUAGAGCUCCUCAAUCACCUCGACUCAUCUCUGAACGCUUUCCGGUCUACCCUUCUUACGACUUACAAAACCCAUAUCGUCCGGCAAGUCAUCUCUUCGACUUCGCUUCAUCCUCUUCCACCCCUACACACGAUCCCAGAGAGGGACGGCACAUGGGAGCAGAGGGAGCUCAAGUUCCAUCAGGAGAAUGUCAAGCAGAUCAACGACCUCACUCGGCGGAUGAACGCUCAAGCCCCCGCGCCGGCUAGACGCAACCUCAUCACACUUGAAAACGAGCUUGACAAGAUCAGGGGAGAGGUCAUAAAGACUGCAGUCUGGGAGGAUAUCAAGAAAAGGGCAGAGGAAAGUGUGGACCAGUCGUUCAGCAAGCAGAAGACUGGGUUUACACCAUUCUUUGAGGGAGAAGGCUGGAAGGCUUUCAAAAACGUGACCAGACCUUUCGGAACAUUGGCCAGUAGUGGGAUGCCUGCUGCUUCAAACUCCAACGCGGGGGGCGUCUCUGGAUCCUCCCGGGAGUAUGUUGGAGACCAUGGUGAACCCUCUGGACAUGGUGGCGCUCGGGACCCCAAGCCCAUGAGGCUCGCAGUCAUGGCUGGGGUCGGUAUCGGUCUUAUCAUCUAUCUUCGCCAGAGGACUGUCAAAGCCGAUGACCUCUCGUCUGCCCCCCAGCCUGAGAAGGAUACAAUCGUUGCGUCCUCCCCUGCCGAACCACCUUUGACAGUCACCUACAUUGUCCAAGAAUACAUCAUUGAACCUAUCGCUACUCUCUUCCGAUUCUUCCAGCUGGCCGCCCUCUUCUUGCCCGUCGUCAUUCUGUCACCCAUGCUUCUCCUCGGAGAGACUCGCAAGCGGAGGCAAUUGGGUAGAGCCAUCGGUGAGGACGAAGCCAACUGGGGCGCCAUCUGGUGGUACGAACUUCUCGUCAAGCAAAUGGAACGUGCCGGUCCUAGCUUUAUCAAGCUUGGUCAAUGGGCAGCUUCCAGGGCGGAUCUCUUCCCGGCGGAGCUUUGUGAGAAGAUGGGCAAGCUACAUUCAAAUGGUAAACCGCAUACUUUCGACUACACAAAGAAUAUGUUGGAGAAGGCCUUUGGGAAAGGGUUCAAGGAUAUUUUUGAAGAGUUUGACGAAAAUCCUAUCGGAUGCGGUGCCAUCGCUCAAGUCUACAAAGCGAAACUUCAGCCCGAGCUCUUUGCCAACGCCCGAGGCGGUGGAGGUGACUCUUCAGAGCCUCUAACCACCCCCAGUGUGGCUAUCAAAGUUAUCCACCCUCGAGCACGCAACACCAUUCGUCGCGAUAUCACCAUCAUGUCUCUGUUUGCCCGGUUCAUCAACAGUUUCCCCGGUAUGCAGUGGUUCUCGCUGCCGGAGGAGGUGACGGUGUUUGGGGACAUGAUGCAGUCUCAGCUGGAUCUUCGCGUGGAAGCCAACAACCUUGAUACCUUCCGGAAAAACUUCAAAAGGAGAGGAAGGAGGGUAACAUUCCCGACACCGAUCAAGCUGGGCCAAGGGGGAGGAGAGGACCGAGCUGGGAUGAGAGAUGUGUUGGUGGAGGAAUUUGAGGACGCGUUGCCACUCAAGUAUUUUCUGAGGAACGGAGGAGGACCUUAUGAUCACAAGAUCGCCAACAUCGGUCUCGAUGCUUUCUUGGAAAUGUUGCUGCUUGACAACUUUACUCACGGUGACCUGCACCCAGGCAACAUCAUGGUUCGCUUCUAUAAACCCACCACCACCGACUAUCUCGCACCUCUUCUUUCACACUUUGGCAAAGGCGAAACGGCUGCUCCCUCCCAGGAGACCGUCUCCUCUGGCGAAGAUAUUGUUCAUAAUUUUGCCGCUAUUUCGCGCGACCCGGAGACCUGGGUCUCUCGUCUUGAAGAUCUCCACGACCAAGGCUACGAGCCGCAAUUGAUAUUUAUCGAUGCCGGUCUUGUGACUACACUCGACAAUACCAACAGGCGCAACUUCCUAGACCUUUUCCAAGCUGUGGCAGGAUUUGAUGGCUACAAGGUCGGGAAACUCAUGAUUGAGCGAUGCCGAACGCCAGAGUUUGCUGUCGACGAAGAGACGUUUGCGCUCAAAAUGCAGCACAUCGUGCUCAACGUAAAGUCUAAAACCUUCUCCCUCGCCAAAAUCAAGAUCAGUGACAUCCUCACAGACGUGCUCAAGGCUGUACGAACGCACCAUGUCAAGAUGGAAGGCGACUUUGUCAACACGGUGAUUUCCAUCUUGCUGCUGGAAGGGAUUGGAAGGCAGCUGGAUCCAGAGAUGGACUUGUUCAAAUCGGCGCUGCCUAUCCUGAGGCAGUUGGGCAAGCAGAUGGGCACAAGAGAGGCUAUAUCGGCAACCCCUACAGGAAACAUCCUGGCUAUGAUCAAGCUGUGGGUGUGGGUCGAAGCUCGGCAAGUGGCGGGAGAGGUGUCGACUCUAGACCAGUGGAUCAAGUACGAUCGCCUGACUCCGUCUAUCUGA
This is a messenger RNA of Cryptococcus wingfieldii CBS 7118, 3534 nucleotides long. RefSeq names its product Atypical/ABC1/ABC1-C protein kinase. Bases 1 to 3534 code for a protein of 1177 amino acids. Gene Ontology annotation, cellular component: mitochondrion. NCBI's taxonomy places the organism in Eukaryota, Fungi, Basidiomycota, Tremellomycetes, Tremellales, Cryptococcaceae. The record is from RefSeq and is a predicted model, not a curated record. The transcript is spliced from 6 exons.